Messenger RNA from Pungitius pungitius (ninespine stickleback), 2868 nucleotides. RefSeq names its product gamma-aminobutyric acid receptor subunit rho-1-like. Gene Ontology annotation, cellular component: GABA-A receptor complex; synapse; neuron projection. The transcript is spliced from 10 exons. Lineage: Eukaryota; Metazoa; Chordata; Actinopteri; Perciformes; Gasterosteidae. Gene Ontology annotation, biological process: regulation of membrane potential; nervous system process; signal transduction. Gene Ontology annotation, molecular function: neurotransmitter receptor activity; extracellular ligand-gated monoatomic ion channel activity; chloride channel activity. The coding region runs from base 105 to 1532 and encodes 475 amino acids. The record is from RefSeq and is a predicted model, not a curated record.
GGCGGGCGGCGAGUGCGGAGUGCGCGUCAUGUGCGGGAGUAGCUGCGGGAGCGAGCUGCGGUUGUGAGCGCUUGUGGAGAGGGGGGGCCGGCGCGCGGGGCACCAUGCACACGGACGUGGUGCUGCUCUUCCUGCUGGUCUGGUCGGCCGGCGCGUCCGGGCAGACGCGCCCGAAGGCGCAGACGCUGCAGCGGUGCCGGAACGUCAGAUUGAAAAGAGAAAUGCCUCUGACGGAAGGAGCCCGCCGCUUCAGGAACACCAGCUCCAUUUUCAAGAGGAGUCCCGACAUCACCAAAGUCUGGGGCCCGAAGUCCGAGCAGCUGCUGAAGAUCGACAACCACGACUUCACCAUGCGGCCGGGGUUCGGAGGGCCCGCAGUCCCGGUGGGAGUGGAUGUGCAGGUGGAGAGCCUGGACGCCAUCUCGGAGGUGGACAUGGACUUCACCAUGACGCUGUACCUGAGGCACUACUGGAAGGACGAGAGGCUGGCCUUCAAGAGCAACACCAACCUCAGCAUGACCUUCGACGGGCGCCUGGUGAAGAAGAUCUGGGUGCCCGACAUGUUCUUCGUCCACUCCAAGAAGUCCUUCACCCACGACACCACCACCGAGAACGUCAUGCUGCGGGUUUACCCGGACGGAAAAGUCCUCUACAGCCUGCGGGUGACGGUCACGUCCAUGUGCAGCAUGGACCUGAGCCGCUUUCCUCUGGACACGCAGACGUGCUCCUUGGAGAUAGAGAGCUACGCCUACACGGACGACGACCUGAUGCUCUACUGGAAGGAAGGGAACCGCUCGCUCAACACGGACGAGAAGAUUUCCCUCUCCCAGUUCCUCAUCCAGAAGUUCCACACCACCACCAGGCUGGCCUUCUACAGCAGCACGGGCUGGUACAACCGUCUGUACAUCACCUUCACCCUGCGGCGCCACGUCUUCUUCUUCCUGCUGCAGACCUACUUCCCCGCCACCCUGAUGGUCAUGCUGUCCUGGGUGUCCUUCUGGAUCGACCGCAGGGCCGUCCCCGCCAGGGUGCCGCUGGGCAUAACCACGGUGCUCACCAUGUCCACCAUCAUCACCGGGGUCAACGCCUCCAUGCCCAGGGUGUCCUACAUCAAGGCCGUGGACAUUUACCUCUGGGUCAGCUUCGUCUUCGUCUUCCUCUCGGUGAUAGAGUACGCCGCCGUCAACUACCUGUCGACUCUGCAGGAGCGCAAGGAGAGGCUCCUCCGCGAGAGGCUGCCGUGCACCUGCGGCCUGGCCCAUCCCGGCAUGAUGUCGGCCAGCUACAGCGAGGUGGAGGCCAACGCCACGGGGAACUACGGCCUGCCGGAGUCCAACGGCGUGAAGCGGGAGAGGAUGCUGGUGCAGCUGGCGAUGGAGAGCGACCAGGUCACGGGCCACGUCGGCUCCAGCGCCUACAGCAACGUGUGGAUCGACACGCACGUCAUAGACAAGUACUCCCGGGUCCUCUUCCCCGGCUCCUACGUCCUCUUCAACAUCUUCUACUGGUCCAUCUACUCGCAGACGGGAUGAAGCCUUCACGGAUGCUCUCGUGCGGACCACAAUUUGGGGCUUUUUUUUGGGGGGGGGGGGGUCUUCAGAUUUGAAGGAAGAAGAUGGACCUUUAGGCUGUCAUCGCGGUGGAAAAACUGAUGUUGUAUGAUUGCCUUUGUGUACACGCAGGUUCUUGAUAAUCUUCUGUCGUUGAGAGAUAAUGUUUCUAUUUUCAAACUAAUACCUAAAAUGAUGAAGGCACUUGCAAAAAGUGCUUCAGUUUUACCUCUUUACUUUUGAUCUCAUUUCAAUCUUCUCCUUUUCACAAAAAGAACUAAAACACGGACCCCGGAGACGCAGAAAGUAACGGUUGUGAGCACAGGGGUGGUUCCUGGUACCUGAGGUGUAGCAGAGGACGUCUGUGUGAGGAAGGACUUGGGUCACCGGGUCCAGUCACUGACAAACAGCAGCUGUUUGCCAUGUACAUUAUGGUUUUUUUUGUUUUUUUUUAAAGUAAAAUCUUCAGGGUUUCAUUGUUAUAUGUCAUUCUUUGUUAUGUCAUUGUUUUAUUACUUAAACCUGUUCCUCAUAUGCUUGAACGUACACUUUGUCGUAGUCACGGACAAUCUCACUUGCAAAUGGAGCUUUUUUUUUUUUCUACCGUCACGUCUCCGUCUCUCAUUAAAUGUUCUCCUCAACAUGUUAAAUCAUGUAGUUGGCAAGUUGUACAGAAUAAAAUACCCUUUUUCUUAGUUGUUCUCAGGCUGUUGACUUUACUCACAUAGUCAGCUUUCAUAGAUCAACGGGGGACAUUUUUCAAAAUGUGUCCUUCUGUUGCCUUUUAGCUUACGUAACGUCUGCUGUGACAUCUGUCCUGGCUUAUGUCAAAUUUAAGACAAAGCCGAACCGGCAGACAUGGUAGACAUAAACGGAGAGCUUAGUGAAAUCAUUGUAAACUGCCCAAAUGAAAACAACAAUCUCUCUGUCGCUCCUAAAAAAACACGUUAUGGUUCAGUGGCUUCAUUUAGAAGUAAAUGGAUCAUAAUCAUUGUCGUUUAUUAUCAUCAUUAUUAUUGUUCACUUGGUUUGGGUUUGAUUCUGGUCUCACUAAGCUGGAUCAUUUAUAACCAUGGUAACCAUGGUAACCUACGUGUAUUUAUAUCUACGCUAUAUUAAAUCAAAAUAUGACAUCCUGAUAUUGAUUUUCAUGUGCAGCAGGCUGUGAAGGACGACAAAGGCAUUGAACUGUGUAAUUAUUCAGAAGUGUUUAACAUAAGAACUAUAAUAUAAUGAAUUAAUACAACAAUAGGCCUAUAUGUUAAUAGCGCAGAUAAGUGUCCUUUUUUUCUUUUUCUUUUAAAGUGAUGAAUUAAAA